This is a messenger RNA of Brienomyrus brachyistius, 1928 nucleotides long. RefSeq names its product aquaporin AQPAe.a. Gene Ontology annotation, molecular function: water channel activity. Bases 13 to 984 code for a protein of 323 amino acids. Gene Ontology annotation, cellular component: plasma membrane. The transcript has 6 exons. Gene Ontology annotation, biological process: transmembrane transport. The record is from RefSeq and is a predicted model, not a curated record. Lineage: Eukaryota; Metazoa; Chordata; Actinopteri; Osteoglossiformes; Mormyridae.
GGGCGGAGGCGAAUGGAUAUUAUAGGACCUUCAAAAGCUUCUUCUAAUGGAAUUAAUGAGCCCUCGCCCCCUGAUGAACACAACCCUGCAGCCUCACAUGCUAAGGAGCGGCAAGCAGACAGAGGCGCACUCAAACACACGGGACACAGGAUGACCCUCCGCGAGGAGCUACGAAGUCGCCAGUUCUGGCGGGCAUUGCUGGCAGAGAUUCUGGGUUCCCUGGUCUUUGUGUCGGCAGUGCUGGGUUCUUCUGUGCCUGGGCCCGGCGACGUUGCUCCAGGACCACUGUACCCUGCCCUGGCAGGAGGCAUGGUGGCUGUUGGACUUGGUCACUGUUUUGGAGAAAUCAGCGGGGCACAGGUGAAUCCCGCUGUCACUCUGGCAUUCUUGGCAACGCGUCGGCUGGACCUGCUAAGGGCUGUUGCCUACGUCCUCAGCCAGUGCCUGGGCGCCACUGUGGGGGCUGCUAUCCUCUACGUGCUUCUGCCCCUGGAAUCCGCAGCAGAAUGCUACCCCAGCAAGGUAUCUUCAGAUGGAAACGCAGGCCAGGCCCUGGGGAUGGAAGUCCUGGCCACGUUCCAGCUGGUCUUCACCAUCUUCUCUGUGGAAGACCAGCGGAGGCGGGAGGGGAGUGAGCCUGGGAACCUUGCCAUUGGCUUCUCCCUCAGUGCCGGUGUCCUUACCGCGGGCCGUUUUUCUGGAGGUAGCAUGAAUCCAGCCAGGUCUUUGGGUCCCGCCAUCAUCACAGGAUUCUGGGAGCAUCACUGGGUGUACUGGAUUGGUCCAGCUCUUGGGUCGGUGCUGGCUGGCGUGUCCCACGAGUUCCUUUUCACACCCAGCGCCUCCCGUCAGAAGCUGGUCGCUUGCCUGACCUGCAAAGACAUUGAGAUCAUGGAGGCGCCCAGUGUGUCCCGCUCGUCCCUGUCCACCGUCACCCAGACGGCCAUGAGGGCCAAGCAGGCCAAUAAGCACGACCACAGCUAAAUGGGCACCGCAGGCAAGAGGUCAUCGCAGUUUAUAGCAUUGUGCAGGUCUACCACAGCAAGACAAAAGCAAUCGAUUAUGUGGGGAUGACCAUUAUCAGUUAAUGUCAUAAAGGCCACCUUCAUAAUCUAUCAUAGAAACUUCUCUGAGUGCUUUUUACUAUUAUCUGGUAAAACAUAUACUAAUGUAUAGCAUACUGGAAGAGUUGAUAUAUUUGCCAAUGAAAAUAAUUUACUCUUGAAACACAAAGCAAGAAGCUACUGAGAGAUUGAUCAAACUAAAAACAGUAGAUGGGACCAGCGCAAAUACUCUAAAUUAUUUAUAUUUUCACUUUAUGCCGAACAAGAGGUUAUUCUGCGCAAAAUCCAUUACUGCAGCCAAUAAGAGUUCUGGCAAAUUUAUAAUCAAAGGAGGCCCAACAUCUAAAGAAUUGCAAAUGAAUCAUAAGGGUAGCUGUUGGACACCCAAUAAAGCCUUUGUGCUGCUAGAAUUCAAAAAUAAACCUGAGACAUCAUCCACAAAAUGCUGCUUAGUGGGCUUUUAGGUCUUUUAGUUCGCGCUCAUGUUAAUGGAGACUGAUGGCGAGGACACCCAACACGUCCCUCAGGAUGCCUGCCAGGCACCCGUGUCGGCCGUAACAAAAUACUUCGGACAGCAUUCCUCUCAGAGCCACCACCUCCAGAAGGUCAAGAUUCUUCUCAAUGGGAAGCAUCUCUUUGUAUGUUAAUUAAAAAUGACAUUGUUUUAUGGAUAAUUACAUUAAAUUUGCCAUCUGUCUCCAAGGGUGCUGGAGGGGCACGGACACCCUAGCAGAUUUGGGGGGAACAGUGCUUUUUUUCUAGCCCCAAAAUCUAAUGUCUAAGUUGCUCCCAGUUGGCAAAAUGCAGGGAAGGGGAACCCCCUAGGUCAGAACAAUCUGAAUGUGGGGGGCCAGAGGAGUCCAG